UUCACAGGCAGACAGUCUGCGAUGGAGCUCCGCUUUGGACAGGUGCCGUUCACCGUGGCGCACAGACACGGCGGGAUGAACCAGCUCGGGGGGCUCUUCAUUAACGGACGUCCAUUACCUCACGUAGUGAGACAGCGCAUUGUGGAGCUCGCGCAGCAGGGCGUACGUCCGUGUGAGAUCUCCCGCUGCUUGCGCGUGAGUCAUGGCUGUGUCAGCAAAAUACUGACUAGGUUCAAUGAGACAGGAAGUGUCAGACCAGGAGCCAUCGGAGGUUCUAAGCCUAAGGUAGCCACUCCCAAAGUUGUGCAGACAAUCCUGCAUCUGAAACACUCAAACCCCACCAUGUUUGCCUGGGAGAUCAGAGACAGGCUGCUGCUGGAGCGAGUGUGCGAUCAGGACAGCGUUCCCAGUGUCAGCUCCAUCAACAGGGUCAUCAGAAACAAAGUCCAGUCAGAGUCUUGUGAACUUGCAUCCCCUGUUUCUGUGAGAAAUUAUUCCUCAAAGUCCACCCACUCCAUCAGUGGAAUUCUGGGAGUCAGGAAAUGCAGCAGAAUAAAUAAAGAAGGUGGCGAAGUCUCCUGUCGUGUUUAUGACAACCAACCAUGUUCCUGUAAUGACAUCUUUAGGUGGUCACAGCCUUGCCUUACCUCUUUCUCCAGCCUGCCAGCUAAUCACAAUCAAAUCCUCCAAGGGCCCUCAUGCUACUAUUGCUGAACAAGGAAGACGACAGUAAGAACACCAUCCCCUUAAAUGCUGCAAACAAGAUCUUAAAACUGCAAUUAAUGAAUUGUAAUGAUCUCAACAUGACUGACAACAAGGUAAAAACAUGUUUCAAUAAAACGAAGUGCCACAUUUCACCUUAUGGUGUUUUCUUUGC
Molecule: messenger RNA, 877 nt
Organism: Cheilinus undulatus (humphead wrasse)
Lineage: Eukaryota; Metazoa; Chordata; Actinopteri; Labriformes; Labridae
Product: paired box protein Pax-5-like
Exons: 7
Coding region: 22-714 (230 amino acids)
Biological process (GO): anatomical structure development; regulation of transcription by RNA polymerase II
Molecular function (GO): DNA-binding transcription factor activity, RNA polymerase II-specific; RNA polymerase II cis-regulatory region sequence-specific DNA binding
Source: RefSeq, a predicted model, not a curated record